AUGGAGUCUCUUCAGAAGCUGGUGAUGGUGAUGCUGGUGCUGUCGAUCACCCUUGGCUGCGGUGAGAUCACCGUGUCGAGGGCUGAUGGCCUCUGCAACAUGACAAUGGAUGGUUUCAAUGCAUGUAAGCCUGCAGCCACUGGCCCAGAACCUACCGAGCCAUCUAAAGAGUGUUGUGAAGCCCUGGCCAAUGCCGACCUUCCAUGCCUUUGCUCUUACCGGCACUCGGUGCUGCUGCCAUCUCUCGGAAUAGACCCUGACCUUGCCAUGCAGCUCCCGGAAAAAUGCAAUCUCACUUUACCUGCCGAGUGCUGA
Molecule: messenger RNA, 315 nt
Organism: Elaeis guineensis (African oil palm)
Lineage: Eukaryota; Viridiplantae; Streptophyta; Magnoliopsida; Arecales; Arecaceae
Product: putative lipid-transfer protein DIR1
Biological process (GO): systemic acquired resistance
Molecular function (GO): fatty acid binding
Source: RefSeq, a predicted model, not a curated record